GUCAGCGCGAGUCGAUUGCCAGCGGGUCGAUGACACCCAAUAUAGAGAGCGCCGGCAUUAAGUUCCCGGAGAUCAAGGCGUCCGGUGCGACGCUCAGGAGUCAGCGCAUGAAACUGCCCGCAGCUGUGGGCCAGAAGAAGACCAAAGCUAUCGAGCAGUUGCUGAAUGAGUUGAGCAUCGAAUUGCAUCCCAUGCCCACAGAGGAUAUCUGUCAGCACUUCAACGAACUCCGGAGUGAUAUGGUUCUGCUGUACGAGCUUAAGAUGGCAUUAGCCAACUGCGAGUACGAGUUGCAGUCACUGAAGCACCAGUUCGAGGCCUCACAGCCCGGCAAGACUCUCGACAUACCGACGCUCACUCUACUGACCACCCCUUCCGUCGAGACUAAAACCGACGGCUCGCCCACCAAAAAGAUCUCCGAAGUGAUAGAUCUGGGCUCAGGACCGGGAACUCCGAACCGAAAGCGAAGGGCAGCCAUAGAACAGGUGAACCUCAUGAAGAAACUGAAGAAAAACUAGGAUUUCAUGCGUUUUUUGUACAUUUAAUUUAAUUUCAUAAUUGAGUCACAAAUAAAGUGUCAUUUUUUGUCUGCUAUA
Messenger RNA from Oppiella nova, 596 nucleotides. The record is from the annotation of a GenBank genome assembly. Lineage: Eukaryota; Metazoa; Arthropoda; Arachnida; Sarcoptiformes; Oppiidae.